This is a messenger RNA of Prunus dulcis (almond), 1241 nucleotides long. RefSeq names its product receptor-like protein kinase FERONIA. The transcript has a single exon. The record is from RefSeq and is a predicted model, not a curated record. Bases 1 to 1065 code for a protein of 354 amino acids. Gene Ontology annotation, biological process: protein autophosphorylation. Gene Ontology annotation, cellular component: plasma membrane; plasmodesma. Lineage: Eukaryota; Viridiplantae; Streptophyta; Magnoliopsida; Rosales; Rosaceae. Gene Ontology annotation, molecular function: ATP binding; transmembrane receptor protein tyrosine kinase activity.
AUGUCGGAACAAAGAUGGAGUCCGCUUCAGUUUCCAGGAAAUUCCGGGGCGGAACCUGUCAGACCUGCUGAUACUAUGUAUGCAUACAUGUUUAAUUUUUGUAUUAAGGGUAAGGGGAUAUUUAUUGAGCUUAAAUUAAUAUACUUUUCUUUUUCUUCUUCUCUGAAUAAAUAUUAUGGUUGUACGGAUGAAGGUGAGAUGAUCUUGGUGUAUGAUUACAUGGCACGUGGGACCCUCCACGACCAUCUCUAUCACACUGAUAAUCCACCUCUUGCAUGGGAUCAAAGGCUCCAUAUUUGUAUUGGCGUGGCACGUGGGCUACACUAUCUGCACAUGGCUGUGAAGUACACGAUCAUUCACCGCGACGUGAAGAGCACGAACAUCUUAUUAGACGAGAAAUGGAUGGCUAAGGUUUUAGAUUUUGUGCUUUCGAAAAUGGGCUCCACCACCGUGUCCAAGACCCAUAUCAGCACAGUGGUGAAGGGUAGUUUCGGGUAUUUGGACCCAGAAAACUACUGUUGUCAACAACUGACGGAGAAGUCUGAUGUGUACUCAUUUAGAGUAGUGUUGUGUGAGGUAUUGUGCGCGAGGCCAGCUUUGAUCAGUACAGUAGAGAAGAAGCAAAUGAGCUUAGCUGAGUGGACCAAAAUCUGUCAUCGGAAUGGGAAAAUUGAUCAGAUCAUUGAUCCGAGCUUGAGGGGUAAGAUUGGAAAUGCGUGUUUGAAUAAGUACGUUGAGAUCGCGGUGAGCUGCCUCCAAGAUAAUGGGAUUGAACGGCCGUCGAUGAACGACUUGGUGUGGGGGCUUGAGUUUGCAUUGCAGCUUCAACAGAGCGGAGGAGGAGUUUUGAAUUUGAGCGAGGAGAAGAAGGGUGAAGAUGAGGAGUCGUUAAUGAAUGCUGAAAGUGAUGCAGGGUUGAGUUGUAGCUGGGAAGACUCGUCAUCGGAGUUGAAGGUUAGUAGGGUGGCCAAGAGUAGUAGUGAUCACAAUUCUUCAACCAACGAGUCCAUGAAAGGAAUGUCUGGGACAGUCUUCUCUGAGAUUAACGAUCCCAAUGGAAGAUGAUUGCCCAACAAUUUUUCAAUGGAAUUCAUGUAUAUGUAUGAUAGUAUGUAUGCUACAAUUUGCAACUCAAUUUGUAACUUUGUUGUUUCUUAAAUUCCGUGAACUUAAAACUUUCUUGCAAUUGGUGUUUUUAUUUUAAAAAAAUUUAUACAAAACAUUAAUGUAUUUGUGUGAUA